Molecule: messenger RNA, 656 nt
Organism: Dermochelys coriacea (leatherback sea turtle)
Lineage: Eukaryota; Metazoa; Chordata; Testudines; Dermochelyidae
Gene: GEMIN7
Product: gem nuclear organelle associated protein 7
Exons: 2
Coding region: 217-597 (126 amino acids)
Biological process (GO): spliceosomal snRNP assembly
Cellular component (GO): SMN-Sm protein complex
Source: RefSeq, a predicted model, not a curated record
GCAGCGGGCCGCGGGAAGAGGCGGGAGCUCGGCUGCCGCGGAGCAGCAGGACGGAGCCCGGGGCCGCAGCCCCACCAAGCUUCUGUCCCGCAGGGGAGCCGGGCCGGGGCCCCUCCCAGCUCCAUUUUUGCGCUUGGGGCGGCCCUGAUUAGGGUGUGCCCGGGCACACCCCCCACACCCGCCUAUGGAGGUGACCUACGGCUUGGGGAGCCUGCCAUGAAGGUGCCAGUCAGCGUGAUCCGCCUGCCCCGUGGGCCGGAUGGCACAAGCCGCGGCUUUGACCCCAACUCCCCUCGGUACCAGGCUCUGAGCCCCAUCAGCAUCUCCCCUGUGGGCUGUGGGAACGAGGCGGAUCUGGAGCGGGAGCAGCAGGGACGCGUGGCUCUGCGGGAACGGUACCUGCGCAGCCUGUUUGCCAUGGUUGGCCGCACCAUCCACUUCACAAUGUACGAGAGAGUCAAUGUCUCGGCCUUCUUCGACGCCUCAGACAUCGACAUCUUGAACUUCCAGGUGUCCGACCUGCAGACCCCGCUGGGUGUGCACAGGGAGGCGCUGCUCCGCUGCUCGGACAUCAUCUCCUACACCUUCGAGCUGUGACUGCCACAGGCACCCUGCCCCCCACCUGUCCUGCUGUCUAAUAAAAACACACUUGGGUA